AUGGAUACACCGAAGUUUGAUACCGCGAGCGACUCUGGCUACGGCUCAAACUCCUCGAUUGCAAGCGGCCCUUUCAGCAACAUGAGCGACCAAGACUCAUUGAAUCGAUUGGAAGAGACUAAAGAACGACCGGUAGUUCUCAAUACAGGCAGGUGGCCUGUCAAGAAGAAGUUACUAGUUAUCAACAGAAGCAUACCCGAAGCUGCUAUUAAUCACCUCAAGGACUGGAAGAUUCUCUACGGCCAAGCUCUGUGGGAGUUUGUCACAGUCUCGGCACCUACUCAUUGCAACUCGAAAAUGGCAAUGAAGUUACGAUACCUCGGUGCGUCCGAAACUGAAUCCAGCCUAUACUUGAUAUUCUUCUGCGACAAGAAGAUUGCAAAGUACGUCAAACGGUUCGUGUCUCGGGCCCACGUGCAGGAGGACAUGCGAAACCAUUUUGUUCCGCAAGUCAUCUCUCAAAGCCCGGAACUUCUGAGGGGAGAUAAGGUGUUCUGCUCGGCAGAGUCUUUCUCAGAAGAAACUUGUUGCGGAAGAAGAGUGUACCUUCUCGGGACUCAACACGAACAAUCGAGAGUUGGAACUCUGGGCGGCAUUGUCAUGGCAUGGAGCGCAAAGGAUAUCCAGGCUUACGGGCUGACGAGUGGUCAUUUGUUUACCGAAAACGCGCCUCCUCUAAGCAAAGAGUGGUCCCAGAAGCCACUAGAUGACAGCGACGAUGACGAGUGGGAGGAUGAUAUCGAGCUCGACUUCGAUGCGGUCACAAUCACCUCAGACACAUCCAGUUCCGACCUCGCAGCUGGACAAGGCAACACUUUUGCCGAGAACGAUGGUUCUUUCAUUCCGGACGAGGUGUUUCUGCUGGGAACUCACCAGCCAGUUGACCCCGUCCUAUUCGGCACGCCGCACAAAGCAGGAGAUUGGGCGCUGGUCAACAUUGAUGACCCAAUGGCAGUCCGCCCAAACAUAGCUCGAGGGAGUGCAGACGACACGUUCCCGCGCAUGUUCUUGGAGACCCUCGCGGAACCGCACUGGGGCAGCUCCUUCGACGACUGUGCAGACGUUGCAGUCAUCACCUGCCACAAAACUCUGACAGGAUCACUCCGCCAGAGCGGAAGCACAAUCUCUGUUGGGCCAAGCGCCCCGUUUGCCGACAUGUAUGAUUUGAGCGUGGCUAACGGAGCGCUACUUCCUGGCGAUUCCGGCGCGUGGGUAGUCGACGCGAAGUCGGGAGAUGUUUACGGGCAUGUCAUCGCCAUUGACGCCCUUGGAGAAGCCUACGUCGCGCCCAUGACGGAUACGCUCGAGGAAAUUCGCGGUGCUCUCGGCGCGGACACUGUGAAAUUGCCGACGCAUCACGACGUGUGGGAGUACAAGUACAAAAAAGGCCGGAAUGAUAUUCAAGACUGGGGCUCAGAAGACUGGCGUCAGAGCCUACACGCCAGUCACCGAGACCCGCGCAACAAGAACCCGAGCAGCGAUGAUGAAAGCACCAGUUCUGUGGAGCUCGCUACGAGACCCCGCGCAGCAGUCGGUUUGCUGUCCUUGAUGACCCGUUCCCAGAGGCGCCAGCCUAUGCAGUCAUUUCCGCACGACCUCCUCGACAGUCCGUCCCUGAUGAUGCGCGACCGAAACGCGGAUAACAUCGCCCAAAGCGCGAACUCGGAGCGCUCCUCCCAGCCUGGGACUCAGCCCGGUAGCGUAGCGUCCUCGGACGCGGGCAGCCGUGUCGGCAGCGUCUUUUCCACCGGGAAUACGACCAUAUGCAGCAGCUGCCUCAGCUCUUGGGGCGGCAGCCCCUUCCCUUCGAGGCGGAGCCUGUUGGCUCAUCAAUCGGGCAACCGCAUGGGCGUGGCCUUGCCGUCCCAGAAGGCCCAGGGUAGCGGUGUCGUCAUUGUUAAAGAGGGCAGUACCCGGCGAGAGCGUUGGCCGCCCACGAGUCAUCCCGUGACCAACCGAGAUGAGAUGACGGCCGGGACGGCCGAGAACGCUGCGGCCUUCGGGACCGGAAACCCCGAUAUUUGGCACCCUGAGGGUGGCGCCAACAGCAACCCGGCUACACGUACGAACGCCCAGGAUGUAGAAUCUCGACCGGAGCAGAGUGACGAUUCGCCGGAAAACCUGAGAGAUGCCCACUCGAACUUUUGUGCAUGGUGA
Molecule: messenger RNA, 2157 nt
Organism: Colletotrichum karsti
Lineage: Eukaryota; Fungi; Ascomycota; Sordariomycetes; Glomerellales; Glomerellaceae
Exons: 2
Coding region: 1-2157 (718 amino acids)
Source: RefSeq, a predicted model, not a curated record